Molecule: messenger RNA, 845 nt
Organism: Xylaria bambusicola
Lineage: Eukaryota; Fungi; Ascomycota; Sordariomycetes; Xylariales; Xylariaceae
Exons: 2
Source: RefSeq, a predicted model, not a curated record
AUCACGGAGUAUUAUUCACGUCUCCAUGUCGAAGUCGAGAGCUCGCGGCUCAAACCUGAACGAAAAGCGAUACACGGGCAGUUUAUGACUAGAGCAUAUCUGGCGUAUGGAGCUGCCCAGUAUCAACCACGCUUAGGGACCAAGCACCAUCUUCGGAGCUGCGUAUCUCACAUUACCCAGGCACUACAGAUUAUAGAGAAGAGUAAGGAAUACGAUGACGAGGAGCCUGUGCAUUGGAGCGAGGUGUAUCGAACGAAAUCUCCAGAAGACCAUAGCGACCACACCAACCACACACCGCCUGACGAGUACUGGUUGCUGUUCAAGCUGGAGAGCCUUUGGCCGGUGCUGGACUUGUCGGUGCGUAUUCUUAGACUGGUCAUGCCCGACUGUCAGGAGACUUGGAACGAGUGGGAAGCCACUCUAUACCAGGAUGAAUGGCUACAGCAGUUCAUCCUCGACUCAAGACUGUCAUCGACAAAGGCUCCUCUUGAUGCGCUACGACAAGUUGACAUGGCACAGCCAAGUAUUCCAGGGGGCACUGUAGAUUGAACCGACUGCAAUCGACCAAGACCCCAAGUAGCAAUUUUCUGAGACAUCAGCGUCUUAUAUUGGAUCGAGCAUCGUCCUAGCAGAGCAUUCAAUCAUAGCGUCGGACGACUAUACUGCACAUUACAGCCAAACUAUGGCGACAGAAGAUAGAUUGUGGCCUGGAUCGUCUUGAACGAUCCUGUGAGAAAGCAAUAGGGACGUGCGUGCCAGUCUACCUGGGUGCAUAUAUGUAUUUAAGAGGGCUCUAUUCCGUUAGUUGAUGAAUAUAUGCGUCUAUAUGCCGUGGUGGAUAAGAC